Molecule: messenger RNA, 1065 nt
Organism: Ananas comosus (pineapple)
Lineage: Eukaryota; Viridiplantae; Streptophyta; Magnoliopsida; Poales; Bromeliaceae
Product: cyclin-dependent kinase inhibitor 1-like
Exons: 4
Coding region: 352-1044 (230 amino acids)
Biological process (GO): negative regulation of cyclin-dependent protein serine/threonine kinase activity
Cellular component (GO): nucleus
Molecular function (GO): cyclin-dependent protein serine/threonine kinase inhibitor activity
Source: RefSeq, a predicted model, not a curated record
UAGCCGGUCGCCUGUUUUGCCCGUGGAGCUGCUUCAGCUCCCGCGGUUUUGAAAUUUUGACCGGAUCAGCCGGUGGAGCAAACGGGGUGCAACCGGCGCCACGUCGCGCUCGGCCUCCACUCCCGUAUCCCAACGGCCAGAUCCGCUUGACGGUGCCGUAACGGACCCGGCGCGCGCCGUCAUAACGGGAAAAGAAAAAGGGAUUACGCCGUGGGAUUAAAUCCUGGCCGUCCAUUUCGGAUCUAAUCACCUCACCCUCGUUUUUAUUUUUUCCUUUUCCUCUUUUCUUCGUAAUAGAGUGCUGCUGGUUUUUCUCUUUUCUUCGUCAGAGAGAGAGAGAGAGAGAGAGAGAUGGGGAAGUACAUGAAGAAGUGCAGAGGGGUCGGGGAAGUGGCGGCGAUGGAGGUAACGCAGGUGGUGGGGGUGAGGACGAGGUCACGUGCGGCGGCGGCGGCGGCGGCGGCCGCGGCGGAGGAGGAGGAGGAGGCGAAGAAGACGAAGGAGGCGGCGGCGGAGGGGGAGGUUGAGGGUUACCUGGAGCUCCGCAGCCGGAGAUUGGCCAUGGCGACGCGAACGCCGAGGUCGACGGCGAAUUCCGGAAGCGGCGGCGGAGGCGGAGGAGGAGGAUGCCCUAGCCGCGCCUCGAGGGGGACGAUCUCGCGGUGCUCGAGCAACGCCUCGUCCGCCGCCAUAGCGGCUCUCGAGGCGGCGGCGGAGGAGGAGAUCAAGGACGACGCUCGAAACGCCGGACCGGGCGAGCCCGAGGGUUGCAACGAUCUCGGGAGCUCCGUGAGCUACACCGAGUGCAGCAGAGAAAGGAGGGAGACGACGCCAUUAAGCGAGCUCCGAGACGCCGAAUCCGAGGAGCGUAGGAAGCGUCGGAGAUCCCGGGAGGCGAAUGCGCCAUCGGAGGCGGAGAUCGAGGAGUUCUUCGCCGCAGCGGAGAGCGCCGAAGCGGAGCGAUUCGCCACAAAGUACAAUUUCGACGUCGUCAACGAAGUUCCGUUGGACGGCCGCUACGAGUGGGUCCGGUUAAGCAGCUGAAGCCACAACCCACAAAGAAAA